ACUAUUUCCAUAACCCCUCUUACCACCACAAAAAUACAAAUACAUUUAUUAGAUGGAAAAUAAUCCAAACCUUCCCAAACCUCCAACUCAAUUAUUAUCUUCAUCACCACCUCAACCUCCGGCACCACACCGAUCAAACAUGCCCAUGUUAUACUACGGUCUCGUCGUGGUCGCCACCGCCGCCAUCGUCCUUGCCGUCUACAACCUCAUAGUUGUAAGGUGGUGCGCCACCCACUACCGACGCUCACGUGAACCUAACCACCUCUCCCGCCACCGGAGAACCACCAACAUCAUGUCAUCAUCACAGCCACCCUCCGCCCUCUCCCGCGGCAGCUCCACCAUUGGUUUGACAUCGAGUUUUCGAUACAAAAAGGGUAGUGAAGAUGCUAACAAACCGCAACUUGAUUACGACAUAGAGUGCUCCGUUUGCUUGUCGGUUUUCGAAGACGGAGAAGAAGUGAGGAAGUUGCCGAUAUGUAACCACUCGUUUCAUGCUUCUUGUAUUGAUAUGUGGUUGAAUUCUCACUUUGACUGCCCCUUGUGUCGUGCUCCGGUGGUGGCGCCACCGCCUCCGCCGGAAACACCGGCACAACACCGGCAUACGAACUCGACUUUUUCGGAGCAUUCGCGGGACGGGUUGUUAGAAAGAGCCAGCUCUUCUACGUAACUGAUUAUUUACGACAGCAGCCGUAUUCAGUAAAUCACACCAAUAGAAAAGUAUAAGAAAUUGGUAUUUUCUAUUUUUUAUUCUUAAAUUUUGUUUUAUUAAUGAAUUAAUUAAUUAUUGCGAUCCGAGAAAAGAAAAUGAGAUUGGUGAAGUUACAAACAAUGCAUGCUGUUGAUUGUUGAAAGGUUGGCGUGCGUGGGGCCUUUUAUGAAAAGAUUCUUUCAUUUUUUAUGUAUCAUAUAAUAAAUAA
Helianthus annuus (common sunflower) is the source of this 917-nucleotide messenger RNA. Its product is annotated as E3 ubiquitin-protein ligase EL5. Bases 53 to 667 code for a protein of 204 amino acids. The record is from RefSeq and is a predicted model, not a curated record. The transcript has a single exon. Gene Ontology annotation, biological process: protein ubiquitination. NCBI's taxonomy places the organism in Eukaryota, Viridiplantae, Streptophyta, Magnoliopsida, Asterales, Asteraceae.